Adineta steineri is the source of this 786-nucleotide messenger RNA. The record is from the annotation of a GenBank genome assembly. NCBI's taxonomy places the organism in Eukaryota, Metazoa, Rotifera, Eurotatoria, Adinetida, Adinetidae.
AUGUCACGCUUUAUGGUUGUCACAGCUUGUUUCGAUCGAUUUGCACUUUGUUCAACAAGUGCUCGUCUUCGUCAAUUCUCUCGUGUAGAAAUUGCUCGUCGAUAUAUGAUUCCUGCUAUUAUCAUUAUCUGGCUUAUUGCACCUAUUUAUAUGUUAAUUUUUGAUACUGUAGUCAAUAAUAGUUGUACGUAUAUAGGUGCUGUCGCACUUUUUAAUAGUAUUUAUGGUAUUACAUUAGUUGGUUUUACUCCACCUUGUUUAAUGUUUAUUUUCUCUCUAUUAACAUUUCGUAAUCUAAAAACAAAACAACAACGACAACAAGUCUUUUUAUCAACUCUAGUUAACACUCAAGUUACAACAGUUGAAAGUCGAAAACAAAGAAGAAAAAAUCAACAAGUUUUGGGUAUGUUAAUGAUAGAAGUUGUUGUUUAUAUUUGUACAACUACUAUUGCCAGUAGCAAUCUACUCUAUUCAACCCUCACUACAUAUAUUGGCAUAAGUAAAUCCGAUGAACGAAUAUCGAUUGAAUCGUUUAUUUCAUUUAGUACGAAUUUAUUGAAUUAUACUUGUCCAUGUUUAUCAUUUUAUUUAUUUUGCUUUGUUUCACAUCUCUAUCGAAAACAAAUGGUAUUAUCUCUAGUAAACAUUCGCAGACAAUUUUCUGCUCUAUACACAAGAAAUAAUAACAAUACCAAUAGUGAUGAACAUAUUUCCAUACGUCAAAUGACUGCAAAAGUUAAACCUAUUAAACAACCGACGAUGGCACCAGUUCCUAUUAUUCAGUAG